CGUUCUCUCUCGCCAAGAAGAAGAAGAAGAAGAAGAAGAAGAGAUCAAAGAACUCCAUUGUUGUUCUCUUUCUUCUUCUUUGCUUCUCGUUCUCUUUUUCGAUAUUCAUUGAUUGAUUGAUUGAGUUUUGGAAGGAAGUGGAGAAGAUGCCUAGAAGAGAGAACCAAGAUGUUCAAGAUAACAUCCCAGGCAUUGCUCCCACUCCUCUUCCUCAAUCUGCAGCCAAGCAGCCUCUCCCUGUCGCCAAGUCUGUUGACGCUCAAUCCGUGCUUAAAAGGCUGCAGUCUGAACUCAUGGCUUUAAUGAUGAGUGGAGACCCAGGGGUUUCUGCAUUCCCUGAGGGUGACAACAUCUUCUGCUGGAAAGGAACUAUCACUGGAAGUAAGGACACAGUGUAUGAGGGAAUGGUUUACAAGCUCGCCCUCUCCUUCCCAAAUGACUACCCCUUCAAGCCUCCCAAAGUUAAGUUUGAUUCCUCCUGCUUCCAUCCCAAUGUCGAUGUUUAUGGGAACAUCUGCCUAGACAUUCUCCAGGAUAAGUGGUCUUCUGCUUAUGAUGUAAGAACCAUACUUAUCUCCAUUCAGAGUCUCUUGGGAGAACCAAACAAUGACUCUCCUCUCAACACUCAAGCAGCAGCAUUAUGGGGUAAUCAAGAAGAGUAUCGAAAAAUGGUGGAGAAGCUGUACAAGCCUGCCCAACAAUCUUAAUACAAAAACAUGGAUAUACAAAUCUUUGUUUGAGCCUUUGAGACGAAUAAAGGAAUAUUACUUUAUAUUCCAAAAGUGCUUGUUGUGACAAAUUUGGUUUGAUGUUCUCUUUUGUUAUUAUUGAACGUUGAUCAUAUGUAGUGCCAGACUUGAGGGGACACAUACAAUUUGUUGCAAUGGUUUAUUUCCUUUGAACAAAAGAACUUCCGAACUAUGAUUUGGUUCCAUGUGAUCAUGUUUGUUGCAAGGUUUUCUUCAAAUUUUGGAGUAAAAUGAGUACAAAUUAUGGCUGUGA
Dioscorea cayenensis subsp. rotundata (Guinea yam) is the source of this 1002-nucleotide messenger RNA. Its product is annotated as ubiquitin-conjugating enzyme E2 20. The coding region runs from base 147 to 707 and encodes 186 amino acids. The record is from RefSeq and is a predicted model, not a curated record. The transcript has 6 exons. NCBI's taxonomy places the organism in Eukaryota, Viridiplantae, Streptophyta, Magnoliopsida, Dioscoreales, Dioscoreaceae.